UUGAAUUCUUCGACUGCUAGUUAGUAGUUGGAUCUAGUUUGUUUACAAUACCGAAUGUCAAUCGAAAGAAUUAUUAAUGCCAAUCGAAAGAGUUAUUAUCAUAUUUAUCAAUAUUUAAUUAUUUAUCACUUAUUUGAAGUUGAAUCGAAUUCAAAAUUACAAAGUUUGUCACGAUAGCCUAUCAGUCGGAGAGCCGACGUGCCCGACGAGUAAAAUAUAUUUUACACACUACUUAUAUAAUGAAAAAGUUUUUGUAGCUAGAGUAAAGGUAAAAAAUAGUCGUGAGUAGAGGCGUUCUUUUCCACGGUUAAUAUUUUGUGUAAUCAUCUAAUGUAUAGCAUUCGUAGAGCUUCGUAUUGGUACAGUAAUGUUGAUCGUAUCUUUAAGCUUUCAACAUGUGCAAGGGAAUCAUCAGGAAUCAUUGGAAUGACGGUAGCUCAAGUGAUCAAAAAUUGGACUGAUGAAUUUCAAAGGAACAAAGUCCCAGAAGCUGAAGAUUCCAUAAGACACAUUUUGAGCAGUGUCCUAGGUCUAAAAAAUGCUGCUCACCUUGAAAUUGUGAGGAAUCAGAUUUUAACUCAAGAUGAAUAUCAGAUGCUACUUGUAAAGGCUGAUUUAAGACUCAAUAGGAAUCCAGUUCAGUACAUUAUUGGAGAGUGGGAUUUUUGUGGACUAACUUUAAAAAUGUGCCACACUCCACCUGUUUUCAUUCCAAGACCUGAAACAGAAGAUCUAGUAUCUAUUGCAUCUGAUAUUAUUGCACAACUAAUAUCUUGUGAUGAAAGAGAGAAAUCCUACAAUCCUCGCUGUUUUGAAAUUGGCUGUGGAUCAGGCGCGAUUAGCCUCGCUUUACUCAGUAAACAUGAGAAGUUGCGGUGCACCGCAAUCGAUGCAAACCCAGCAGCUGUCUCACUCGCGAGGUUGAACUCCGAACUUCUGGGGCUGGCAGAUAGAGUCUCUUUUUCUAUUGCCAAAUGGGAGGAAAAUGGUGCAAUUGGUCUCAACAGUUUAAAUUCCACAAAAUACGACAUUCUCGUUUCAAAUCCACCUUACAUCCCCACUAGUGAAAUAAGCGAUCUUGCUCCUGAAAUCGUUAGAUAUGAACCCCAUCUAGCAUUGGACGGUGGACCUGAUGGAACUCGUGUAAUUAAACAAAUUAUUCAACAUGCUCCGAAAUGGUUAAGGCAGGGGUCGUUUAUUAUUCUCGAAAUUGAUCCAAGACAAACUAAAAUGAUUCGGUUAAUUUCAGAAGAAUGUGGCAGCUAUUUUGGUAAAGUUGAUGUGCGUAAAGAUUGCUUCGGUGUUGAAAGGUUUGUUAUACUGAGAUGUAAAUGAGACGGUA
This is a messenger RNA of Daphnia pulex (common water flea), 1342 nucleotides long. It is a transcript of the gene HemK1, whose product is annotated as MTRF1L release factor glutamine methyltransferase-like. NCBI's taxonomy places the organism in Eukaryota, Metazoa, Arthropoda, Branchiopoda, Diplostraca, Daphniidae. The transcript is spliced from 7 exons. The coding region runs from base 331 to 1335 and encodes 334 amino acids. Gene Ontology annotation, cellular component: mitochondrion. Gene Ontology annotation, biological process: protein methylation. The record is from RefSeq and is a predicted model, not a curated record. Gene Ontology annotation, molecular function: nucleic acid binding; protein methyltransferase activity.